Molecule: messenger RNA, 831 nt
Organism: Perognathus longimembris pacificus (Pacific pocket mouse)
Lineage: Eukaryota; Metazoa; Chordata; Mammalia; Rodentia; Heteromyidae
Gene: Drap1
Product: DR1 associated protein 1
Exons: 7
Coding region: 93-710 (205 amino acids)
Biological process (GO): negative regulation of transcription by RNA polymerase II; transcription by RNA polymerase II; positive regulation of transcription by RNA polymerase II
Cellular component (GO): nucleus; negative cofactor 2 complex
Molecular function (GO): protein heterodimerization activity; core promoter sequence-specific DNA binding; transcription corepressor activity
Source: RefSeq, a predicted model, not a curated record
ACCGCGGCGGGCGGCCGGGCGGCGAGCAGGCCCGGGGGCCGGCAGGCUGCGGGCGGCGGCUCUGGGCCCGGCGCUACGAGAGAGGCCCCGAGAUGCCGAGCAAGAAGAAGAAGUACAACGCGCGGUUCCCGCCGGCCAGGAUCAAGAAGAUCAUGCAGACGGACGAAGAGAUCGGGAAGGUGGCGGCGGCGGUGCCUGUCAUCAUCUCCCGGGCGCUCGAACUCUUUCUGGAGUCGCUGUUGAAGAAGGCCUGCCAGGUGACCCAGUCCCGGAACGCCAAGACCAUGACCACAUCCCACUUGAAACAGUGCAUCGAACUGGAGCAAAAGUUUGACUUCUUGAAGGACUUGGUGGCAUCCGUGCCUGACAUGCAGGGGGACGGGGAAGACAACCACAUGGAUGGAGACAAGGGUCCUCGCAGGGGCCGGAAGCCAGGCAGCAGCGGCCGGAAGAAUGGUGGGAUGGGAAGCAAAGGCAAAGACAAGAAGUUAUCAGGGACAGACUCGGAACAGGAGGAUGAGUCUGAGGACACAGAUACUGAUGGGGAAGAGGACACACCGCAGCCUCCACCCCAAGCCAGCCACCCCCCUGCCCACUUUCAGAGCCCUCCGACCCCCUUCAUGCCCUUCGCCUCGACCCUGCCUUUGCCUCCGGCACCCCCGGGACCCUCAGCACCCGACGCGGAGGAUGAAGAGGAUUAUGACUCCUAGCGCCCUCAGGCUAUACCCCCUUUUAGUUGGUUUUAGUUAUUCUGGGGCGAGGAGAAAAGAUGGAGGUGUUCUUAAAUUUAUUAAAAAAAUGAGGAAAGAGCCUGUGUCUUCCCAGCCUUCA